AUGUAGUUUCUCUUAUUUUUCAAAAAUUCAAAAUUACAUCUGCAAUAAUCAUUAGUGAAUCUUAAAAAAAGAUUCAAAAAUUUUUUGUCAAAGUUUCUUCAUUUUGGAAAUUAGUUGACACAUUUUAUUACUAAUUAUGAAUAUUUCCUAUUUAUAUCAAUUCUUUAAGUUCAAACUGAUUUAUUUUUGGAUAAAGUUAACAAAAGUUAAAGUUUCUAAGAGAUUAUUGAUAAUCAUAACUUAUAUCUAAAAACAAUAUCUGAUAAGAUGUUUCUCAAUUAGAAAGUAAAUUUUAUUUAAAUUUUUAGUCCGAAUCUAUUUUAGAUGCUAUAUACAAAGUUAUUGAUAUUGUCUAAAAUUAUCCUAUGUUAAUUGACCGAGUUACUUCAUUAGAUUUAGUUGAUUAAAUUACAAAAAAGAUAGAGACCAUGAGAAUAGAAAAUGAAUUUACAAAAAUGAAAGAUUCCUUUAAUUAACAAAUCUCAGCUUUAAUUUUACUAUUUGAUCAUUACACCUAAAGAUUUACCCAUGCUCCUGAAAGUAAAAAUAAUUUUUUUAUUUUAGUUAUUGAAUGUAUUUUGAAGGUUAAUUUUAAUUAGUUUUACAAAUGA
Messenger RNA from Paramecium sonneborni, 611 nucleotides. NCBI's taxonomy places the organism in Eukaryota, Ciliophora, Oligohymenophorea, Peniculida, Parameciidae. The record is from the annotation of a GenBank genome assembly.